AUGGAUUUUUGUGGGUUUUUGAGCAAUUUUGAUUAGAAAAAUUACUAAAUAGAAUGAUCUGCUAAAAAUCAAAUUCUGUUAAAAAAUGCUUGAAAAUUCUUAUUCUUCUAUUCUUCUUCUUAUUCUUCUAAGUUUUCAGUUAAAAAUGCUGUCGUCCGUCUCGAGACGUCUAUUCUCCAGUUCGGCGCAAGUUUGCUCAACGGCAGGUCAGUAAACACGCUCAAACAAUGCAUUUUUGUUGAAUUGUUCCAGAAAUGCGCAAUUUUUUUUCAAUUGCCGCCACAAUACGACUACCGGCAGUGGUUUCCGAUGCACAUAUCCGUGCAGCUGAAGAGAAUGGAGGGGAAACUGCGAUCUGUCGAUUUGGUCAUCGAGGUUCGGAGCUAGGCCUAAAUUUUAGCGAAGAUGCAAUAUAUUCAGACAGCUCACAUGUUGAAACAGCGAUAAUGCUCGAAAAAUCACUAAAAUCGCUGAAUUUUCAGUCCACAACCGGUUUAAGAAAAGGGGAAAACCCGUUUUUUCGCUUUUACCGGUUUCUCAUGGAAUUCAUGCAGUUUUGUCAAGAUUUUUACGUUCUCAUGCUCAAAAAUUCCUGAAAUACUGCAUUUCUACAUAUACACCUCAAAAAUCCCAAAAAAAUCGCUCGUUUUUGCAGUUUGACGACUCGCUGACCGCCACAGUGCUGCGCAUAGUUCAGAGCAUGUCCAGCACAAAGAAGAAGAUCAAAAAGGGCGAUUCGAAGGAGGACGUCAAAGAAUCGCACAAGAUCACGUUGAUUUCAACAAUCUGA
Molecule: messenger RNA, 790 nt
Organism: Caenorhabditis sp. 36 PRJEB53466
Lineage: Eukaryota; Metazoa; Nematoda; Chromadorea; Rhabditida; Rhabditidae
Source: the annotation of a GenBank genome assembly